Molecule: messenger RNA, 270 nt
Organism: Elephantulus edwardii (Cape elephant shrew)
Lineage: Eukaryota; Metazoa; Chordata; Mammalia; Macroscelidea; Macroscelididae
Gene: CHCHD7
Product: coiled-coil-helix-coiled-coil-helix domain containing 7
Exons: 3
Coding region: 13-270 (85 amino acids)
Source: RefSeq, a predicted model, not a curated record
AAGACCGCUAGUAUGCCCCUCGUGAUGCGGAAGCUAAGAGACCCCGACAUAAACCCUUGUUUGUCGGAAUCUGAUGCUUCUACCAGAUGUAUGAAUGAAAAUAACUAUGACAAGGAAAGGUGUUCCACUCAGUUCUUGAAGUACAAAAACUGCCGGAAAUUCUGGAUUUCUGUCAUGAUCCAGAGAAGACAGAAUGGAGUGAAGCCACCUAUGCCCACAGCAGCAGAAAGAGAAGAAAUCUUGGGAGCAAUGGGGAAAAUGCCAUAUUGA